AUGUUUAUCGGCGGCUUGAACUGGGAUACAACAGAUGAGGCGUUGAAAAAGUACUUCUCACAAUUUGGCAAAGUCGAGGCGUGCACCAUUAUGCGCGACGCGGCGGGUCGCUCCCGCUGCUUCGCAUUCCUCACGUUCGAGGACCCCGCAUCCGUGAACGCCGUCAUGGUUCGCGAGCACUUCCUAGACGGCAAGAUCAUCGACCCUAAGCGCGCGAUCCCUCGGCAGGAGCACCAGCGUGCGACUAAGCUCUUCAUUGGUGGCCUCCCCGGAUCCGUCACGUCCGAAUCGAUGCGCGAGUACUUCACCCAGUUCGGCAAGGUCGUCGAUGCCACCGUCAUGCUCGAUCGUGAGACGGGACGGAGCAAAGGCUUUGGCUUUGUCUCGUUCGAAAACGUCAAUGUCGAGCCUAUGCUUGGCUUCGGCAACCUGCAGAUUGACGGCAAGCUGAUCGACGUCAAACUCGCUCAGCCCCGCUCGCAGCGCGAGGCCUACGCCGAAGGCGGCGGGCAAACCUCGCGCAGCGGAUACAGCAACCAGAACUACGCUGGCGGGGGCGGCGGUGCGUACGGCAACCAAAACUACAGCGGACAAGCUGUCGCCAGCGGGGCAGGUGCGGCCGCUGGCGCGCCAGCUGGCAACGCAUCAUUCGACCCGCAGGCACUCGCACAGCUCUACACACGCAUGAUCUCGCAGAUCGGGGGCAUGAACCCGAUGAUGGGCGGCAUGAAUCCGGGCAUGAUGGGCGGGCAGUACGGUGGUGCCAUGGGCGGCGGGAUGGGCAUGCGUGGAGGGGCGAUGAUGGGCGGUCCUGGAAUGGGCAUGGGAAGGGGCGGAGGCAUGGGCCCUGGGGGCGCAAUGGGCUUGCAGAAUGGGCCGGGCUCGCUGGGACCUAACGUCCCGAGGGGCCCGAGGAACGCCCCGACGGGACCGGCCGGCGGGGUUGGGCCGCAGCGGGCGGGGCAGAGGGGACAGCACAGCUACCACCCGUACGCGCGGUGA
Dichomitus squalens LYAD-421 SS1 is the source of this 1002-nucleotide messenger RNA. Its product is annotated as RNA-binding domain-containing protein. The transcript has 4 exons. NCBI's taxonomy places the organism in Eukaryota, Fungi, Basidiomycota, Agaricomycetes, Polyporales, Polyporaceae. Gene Ontology annotation, molecular function: RNA binding. Bases 1 to 1002 code for a protein of 333 amino acids. The record is from RefSeq and is a predicted model, not a curated record.